UCGAGGUUGGACUGCACGGAGAGAAGAUGUCGGGUCAGACGCUGACGGAUCGCAUCGCCGCGGCGCAGUACAGCCUGACGGGAUCCGAGGUCGCCCGAGCUGUGUGUAAAGCCACCACACAUGAACAGACAGCUCCAAAGAAAAAGCACCUGGAAUACCUGAUCCAGGCCACCCAGGAGACCAAUGUGAACGUCCCCCAGAUGGCCGACACGCUGAUCGAGAGGGCCGGCAACGCCAGCUGGGUGGUGGUUUUCAAAGCCCUGAUCGCCACACACCACCUCAUGGUGCAUGGCAACGAGAAAUUCUUGCAGUUCCUGUCAUCUAGAAACACCUUAUUCAACCUUGCCAACUUCCUGGACAAAACCGGCUCCCACGGAUACGACAUGUCCACAUUCAUUAGACGCUACAGCCGCUAUCUCAACGAGAAGUCCUUCGCCUACAGACAGAUGUCUUUUGACUUUGUCCGAGUCAAGAAAGGAGCGGAAGGAGUGAUGAGGACCAUGUCAGUAGAGAAGCUGUUGAAAGGAAUGCCCACCCUGCAGAGCCAGAUCGACUCACUGCUGGAUUUUGAAGUGCAUGCACAGGACCUGAACAAUGGGGUGAUAAAUGCCUGCUUUCUCCUGCUCUUCAAAGAUCUGAUCAAGUUAUAUGCCUGCUACAAUGACGGCAUCAUUAACCUGCUAGAAAAGUUUUUCCAGAUGAAGAGAAGCCAGUGUAAAGACGGGCUGGAGAUCUACAAAAGAUUCCUGACACGAAUGACUCGGGUUUCAGAAUUCUUCAAAAUUGCUGAGCAAGUGGGAAUAGACAAAAAUGACAUACCUGAACUCACCCAGGCCCCAGAAAGUCUUCUGGAGUCCCUGGAGACCCACCUCAACACGCUGGAGGGGAAGAAGCCGUCGCCCACUAAGGAUGUGACAGCCAACAACAGCUCGCCUGCUGCUGCUGCUGUUGCUGUUGUUGCACCGGCCAGGCACGCGCCUGCCGUUCCUGCCGGUGGGCCCCCUGCUCGCCCCGGGCCACCUACAAAACCUCCUCCACCCUCUAUCACCCCCACCGCACCAGCCCCCACCGCCACCACUACCAGCAAUGCUCUUGAUGAUGGGUUCUUGUUGGAUCUAGACCCCAUGUCCUCCCUUUCAAGGGGCGCUACAGCCACUUCCUCCAUGACUGGAUGGGGAGAUCUCUUGGCUGAGGCAACUCCGGCUGUCACGGAUGAAGCCUCUGAAGCUCUGCUAACAGAGGGAGAGUCUGCUGAUGCUGAUGAUGCAGCGGCUGCUGCUCCUGCAACUCCCGCGCCCAAAGCCGCUGCCGCUGCCGCUGCCGCUACCACUGCCGCUGCUGCCGCCGCACCGGCACCCGCCUCUCUGCCCAUCUCGGCUCCCGCCUCAUCCGCAGACAUAGACCUUUUUGGAGGUCAGUCUGGUCCGAGGAUAGAAUGUAGCCUGCUUAUCUACAACGAGCCCCUUCAUCGUUUAUUUUGCGCUCCGGCUGUUUUCAUCUACAAUACCCUAGAUGCGUUUGCACCUUCCCCAGGAGACGGUCCUUCUGCCGUGGCCGCGGGCCCUGCUUCUGAUGCUUUUGGUGGAUCUGACCCCUUCGCUACGACGGAGGGGAGUGGGGACAUUGCUCCAGAGCUGGACCUGUUCGCUAUGAGGCCCACCGACACGGGGGCCACCGCCGCAACCCCUCCCACCUCUAGUGAGGCGCCGACCAUCGUCGUCCCCAUCGCUGCCCCCGCUGCCCUCACCCCUUCUUCCACCACCACCACCGACACCACCACCACAGAGUCUGCAGCCGCUCCGACUCUAGAUAUCUUUGGUGGUAAAGUCCUGUCGCUCUCAUUAUGCCUCUCACUGCAUUGUCCUGCAUUAUAUAUGUUUGAUUCUAUGCCUGAGCAAAGCCCUACCACAGAAUCCAAAGCUGCUACCACUCCUAGCGUAGACCUUUUUGGUUCAGACUCAUUUACAUCUCCUGCUGCUGCUGCUGCUGCUGCAGCUCCCACCCCAGAGGCCCCCUCUCCACCCAAAGUAGAGCCGGAACCGGUCAUUGACCUGCUGGACUCUUUCGGCGGUUCUGUGGAGGAGACGCAGAGCUCUGCUCCUGGAGGGCCUGGGGACGAUCUGCUGGGAGGCCUGAUGUCCCCCACCCUGGCUCCGACUGCUGCCCCAGCUCUAGUUCCAGCCUUUGCUCCUGUGCAAAACAACCUCCUGGAGUCGGGCUUUGAAGCUCUGGGCUCCCUUACCUCUCCAGCACCGCCUGUACCCGCUGCAGUACCGAUGGUACCAUCUCUACCAGAACCUGCAACCACCACACCGGCGCCCUCUGGUGGCUUUGAUGCUUCAAUGUUUGAUGGAUUAGGCGACUUGCUGAUGCCCGCCAUAACGCCCCAGAGUACCGGGGGCAGCACUGCUGGAAGUGCAGCAGGAAGCAUGGGAACUCCCGUCGCAGCGGGAGGCAUUGCAGCCGCCACCCCACCUCCUACCAAAACCGUAGGGGGAGACCUGGACUCGUCACUGGCCAACCUGAUUGGAGACCUUGGAGUAAAGAAAAAGGACCCACAGAGUGAGAAGAAGCUGACAGGAGGCGCCAACUGGAUGCCACAUGUAGUUCCCACAAGCUGGGCUACACCAGGAGCCCCCAUGGCUGGUGCUGCCCCCGGAGCUCCUGGGGCACCCGGAGCAGCCAUGGUGCCACCAAUGAGCGCACAGUCUGGCUUUGGCAUGCCACCUGCAGGAGGGCCUGGAGCUCCCUUGAUGCAGCCCCUAAUGGGACAGCCUAUGAUGGGACAGCCCAUGAUGAGACCUCCCUUCACUGUGGUGGCUGGAGCCGCUGCACCAGGAGCACCGAUUCCUCCAGGACCUGCAAGCCAGAGCCCCAAGAAGCCCAAGGACCCUUUGGCAGAACUCAACCUCAAAGACUUCUUAUAACGCCCCAGCUGCUUUCUUCUCUGGAGCAGGGCCCUCGCACCUUUUACUUGGUGUCUGUCAACAUCUCAGGAUGUUCAGCUUAUUCAACCCAAUAAGAGCCUCUUAUCUCCAACCGCCCAUCAACGCCCCACCCGUCUCCUGUGUGAUGUCGUAGCACAAACUGUGAAA
Messenger RNA from Perca flavescens (yellow perch), 3095 nucleotides. RefSeq names its product synaptosome associated protein 91a (gene snap91a). The record is from RefSeq and is a predicted model, not a curated record. Gene Ontology annotation, biological process: synaptic vesicle budding from presynaptic endocytic zone membrane; clathrin coat assembly; clathrin-dependent endocytosis. Gene Ontology annotation, cellular component: extrinsic component of presynaptic endocytic zone membrane; clathrin-coated pit; clathrin-coated vesicle. The transcript has 27 exons. The coding region runs from base 27 to 2927 and encodes 966 amino acids. NCBI's taxonomy places the organism in Eukaryota, Metazoa, Chordata, Actinopteri, Perciformes, Percidae. Gene Ontology annotation, molecular function: SNARE binding; phosphatidylinositol-4,5-bisphosphate binding; clathrin heavy chain binding.